GGCGCGCGGCCACCCGUCCGGCUCCCCAGCGCCCUUUCGCCGUCCUCUGACCCGCUGCCGAGCGCCCGUGCAGCUGGCGGUAUAGGCUCCCCCGGGGCGCACCUGUAGGCUGGGCAGUACGGUCUGUAGUCCCUCUCCUCUCUCGAAUUCCAGGGGUAAACCAUCCGGUGUGGAACAAUUCCCCUGCGGCCUUCCGCUCGCUUGGCUAGAGCCGCCUUUGAACUCCGAAGGCCGAGUCCCCCCCACACUCCGAACCGUGGAGGGCUGGUCUUCCGCCUCUAGCGGGCGUUCGUGCGCCCAGCGCCCUCUUCAUUAUUGAGGUCCCAGGUGUUUUGACUCCGCCGCUGCGCUGCAGUCGGGCUCGUUUCCUCUCAAGGCUUACUCAGGACCUCUAACGCCGGCUGCUUUCCCUCCCCGUCCAGCUAGCCGAAGAUGCCCGCGGGUGUGUCUUGGACGUCUUACCUGAAAAUGUUCGCCGCCAGCCUCCUGGCCAUGUGCGCCGGCGCCGAGGUGGUGCAUAGGUACUACCGACCAGACCUGACAAUACCUGAAAUUCCACCCAAACCUGGAGAACUCAAAACAGAGCUUUUGGGACUGAAAGAAAGACAACAGGAACCUCAAAAUUCAACUCUGCCAAGAACUCUGUGAAUGAGAAUUAAAUAUAUAUUUUUAGAAUUUAA
Messenger RNA from Dama dama (fallow deer), 680 nucleotides. RefSeq names its product ubiquinol-cytochrome-c reductase complex assembly factor 6. NCBI's taxonomy places the organism in Eukaryota, Metazoa, Chordata, Mammalia, Artiodactyla, Cervidae. Gene Ontology annotation, cellular component: mitochondrion. The record is from RefSeq and is a predicted model, not a curated record. The coding region runs from base 433 to 648 and encodes 71 amino acids. Gene Ontology annotation, biological process: mitochondrial respiratory chain complex III assembly. The transcript has 2 exons.